Messenger RNA from Paecilomyces variotii, 1461 nucleotides. RefSeq lists its product as hypothetical. Lineage: Eukaryota; Fungi; Ascomycota; Eurotiomycetes; Eurotiales; Thermoascaceae. Bases 1 to 1461 code for a protein of 486 amino acids. The record is from RefSeq and is a predicted model, not a curated record. The transcript is spliced from 2 exons.
AUGUGGAAAAAGGCUUUCAGCCGCCCACGGGAACCAGUUAUUGGAAGUCCCAAACUCAUAGGAACGACUCUGAAUCAACAGAGUCUGAAGGCUAUGCCGCGCAUUCCGGGAGCUUUGCAUGAUAACUCGACCAACAAGAGCCUGAAGAGUCUUCCGCCACUACCAGUUGAGGAGGAGGAUCCAGAUGCAUGGACGCCCUAUCCCGAUCAUCCCGCAUACAGGAACUACGACUCCGAAGACCUGGAGAGGGAUGUGGCAGGGCAUCAUUCGCGCCAGCAGUCCGCUUAUAGCGAUAUACGCUAUUCCAGUGGAUAUUCCGAGGCAAAUGGAACACCAGAGAUCUCACCUCCCGAUUCUCCUGCCCAGGGAGCCGCCAACCAGAGACGACCAGAUUCUGACGUAUCCUCUCUGGAAGAGGAAGCAAGACAGCCGGUGGAGUCUCCGCAGAAGGGAACCAGGUUCAGUAGUCAAAUACCUAUCCUGCGCAAGACGGCAAGACAAGCGCCGGAAAAGACAAAGUCGGAUAUCUACGCGGGAGGCGCCAUGGCGAGGGAGAUUGGCAAUUCCGAACAAGCGUCUCCGGCGAUGCAUCACCACAGCUUCUUUGGAAGAAACAAGGAUCCAAACCGAGCGGCGGAGAAACGCAAUGAUCACCAGAAGGAUAGCAAGCCAACGGACCGUCACUUCUCGGCUAGUCUUGGAUUCGAACCACGCACAGUCACUACUAUUACAAGCGGGGGAAUGCCCAAGAAGCUCAAGAAAACCCAUGUGCCUUUUAAGUCCGAUAAACAGAAGACACAAACUGCCGGGGGAGGGUUGGAAGCCCAGGCUUCUAGUAGCCGCCUCCCUGACCCUCCUGCGAAGUCCCCUGAUAAGCAUCUCAGUGAAGGAUCUCCUAGCCCGUUCAGGACAGAUAAUAAUGCGGUUACCAAGUCAGCCAUCGCCCCAACACCAAUGAUGGCCAGAGACGUCGUGACUCCACCAGUGACCGGUACGAGCAACACGCGACCUGUCUCUGAAAUGCCCUCUUCAGUGAUGGGAAGACGCCGCCCGGUUCCCAGUUCGGCAGCCUCCAUCAAGAGCACAACCAGGAAACCAACACCUUCUGAAUUCCAGGCGGACAAAUACAAGUCUUUGCCGAUGGCUCCCAUUGAAGUCAAAUAUCAAAGUCGCAUCGACAUGCUGGAGGCAAAGCGAGAAGAGCUUAAGCGCCGUCGCAUUAGCAUCAACGCUAUCAUCCACGAAUUGACCCAGGCUGUGCAACCGACUUCCACUGUGUAUGAUCUAGCCGCGAGAAAUGAAAUCAAGAAGACUGUCUCCAGUCUCAACGAUGAGCUCGCCGAGAUCAACAAGGAGGAGCACGACCUUGGUUUGAAGAUCCUACGAGCUUGGAAGAAACGCGACGAGGAAUGCGUCUAUGAAAGUGGGUCGAGCUUAUGGGUCAAACGUAUGACUAGUUGA